Molecule: messenger RNA, 370 nt
Organism: Dentiscutata heterogama
Lineage: Eukaryota; Fungi; Glomeromycota; Glomeromycetes; Diversisporales; Gigasporaceae
Source: the annotation of a GenBank genome assembly
GUUUGAUCCUAUCUUCACGCAAAUUUAUCCAUCUUCCAAUACUCUACGGCCAAUAUCUUUGUGGACUGCGCUCUGGUUGACAGGUUCAUAUCCUGAAGAUAAGCCACCCAGUGGUGUAAAAACUUAUAGUCUCCAAGAAUUAGUAAGGGAAGCUACAAUAAAUAAAUGGGGACCGAUCGUUGUGUUUCCUGAGGGAACGACUUCGAAUGGACGUGCGCUCUUGAAAAUUGUUCCUAUUUUCAAAAGUUUGUCGUUGCCUAUAGAAGACUUUUCAAUACACAUUUUAAUUACAAGGUAUGUAUAUGACAACUUUUCACCAACUUAUACCGUCGGAAACAAGUUCUGGCAUUUCAUAAUGCUGUGUAGCCAG